AUGUUUCCCAGCAGAGUUCUUCUUUCACGAUCGGUCUGGAAAGGCCCCAACAUCGUUCCUUUCCCCAUUGUCGCACCAGUACCAGGUCAACGAAUACUUCCGAUUAGAACACAAGCACGAUCUGCGACUAUUCUGCCUAUUUUUGUCGGCAUGGUUUUUGAAAUUCAUAAUGGGAAGGUUUAUAAUGAAGUGACGAUUACGGAGGAUAUGGUGGGACAUAAGUUGGGGGAAUUCUCGGCGACGAGAACACGAUUUACGUAUAAGCAGAGUAAGAAUAAGUAG
Molecule: messenger RNA, 282 nt
Organism: Sclerotinia borealis F-4128
Lineage: Eukaryota; Fungi; Ascomycota; Leotiomycetes; Helotiales; Sclerotiniaceae
Source: the annotation of a GenBank genome assembly